Molecule: messenger RNA, 2388 nt
Organism: Nomia melanderi (Alkali bee)
Lineage: Eukaryota; Metazoa; Arthropoda; Insecta; Hymenoptera; Halictidae
Source: RefSeq, a predicted model, not a curated record
CGUGCCACGGUGGUAGAAGGUGUCCGCGAGCAGUCAAGGUAGCUACCUAAACCCGCAGGAGCGCAGUCCAACAGCCGAUCGCCGAACGGCCAAGCUCGCGUGAUCUACCCGGGACACCUCACCUUCUCAAGGAUAAGAGCCGAGGGGGAACGAGACAACCGCGGGAACGGUCGAGGUUUCAUUGUUCGACGGGGACACAGGGACGCCGGUUCGCCGACAUGUCUAAGAUCGUGUUAGCAGUAUUCAUCGUGGCCCUGAGCCUGGUGCGCUCGGAGCCUCCAGUGAACUCGUACUUGCCACCGGGCGGUGGCAACGGCGGAGGCGGCGGACCGCCUUCGAGCAGCUACGGUGCUCCCGGUUUCGACGGGCAGAACGGCAACGGGGGCGGCGGCAAUGGCGGCGGCAACGGUCUGUCGAACAGCUACGGAGUGCCGACCGGCGGAGGCAACGGCUACAACGGCAACGGUAGGAACGGGAACGGCGGAAGGAACGGCAACGGUAGAGGAAACGGUUUCGGAGGCGGCUCGCCAUCCAGCUCGUACGGUCCGCCAUCGAACGGUGGUUCGGGGAACGGAAGGCCAUCGAGCACUUACGGAGCACCUGGUGGAGGAAAUGGGUUCGGCGGUGGGAACGGUGGAUCGGGCAAAGGCCAGUUUAAUGGCGGACCUUCGAGCAGCUACGGAGCCCCGGAAGGUGGNGGUGGCCGGCCAUCGAGCAGCUACGGUCCGCCGGACAGGAACAAUGGCAGGCCGUCGGGACUCUACGGGCUACCCGGCAGGAAUGGAAACGGUGGUGGGAAUGGUGGUAAUGGUGGCAAUGGUGGUAACGGAGGAAAUGGCGGAUACCCUUCGGGUGGAGGUAACGGAGGCAACGGCGGUUACCCGUCCGGAGGACCUAACGGAGGCAACGGCGGAGGUUAUCCUUCUGGAGGACCGGGCGGCAACGGAAACGGUAACGGUGGUUAUCCUUCUGGAGGACCCGGUGGAAACGGUGGCUAUCCGUCUGGCGGACCCAAUGGAAAUGGCAAUGGCGGCGGCUACGGGAGCAAUGGAGACGAAGACAAUAACGAGCCGGCAAAGUACGAAUUCUCUUAUGAGGUGAAGGACGAGCAGUCCGGUGCUGAUUACGGACACACGGAGACCCGAGAUGGCGAUCGCGCGCAAGGAGAAUUCAACGUUCUGCUUCCUGACGGAAGGAAGCAGAUCAUUGAAUACGAGGCCGAUCAAGAUGGCUUUAAACCACAGAUUAGAUACGAGGGCGAAGCAAACAACGGAGGAUACGGUUCCGGGCCGAACGGCAACGGUGGAGGUGAUUUCGGCGAUAACGGCUACCCGAGUGGAGGUCCAAACGGAAACGGAAAUGGUGGCAACGGUAACGGUUAUCCGUCUGGAGGACCAAGUGGCAACGGCGGCGGAUCUGACUCCAGUAACGGCGGGUAUCCAUCUGGGGGACCAAACGGUAACGGCAAUGGCGGCUACAGAAACGGAAACGGUAACGGCGGUAACGGAAACGGCGGAUAUCCGUCAGGAAGUGGCGGCGAUGCUGCUGCCAAUGGAGGAUAUCAAUAUUAAAUAAUCAAUUAGACGUAGUGAUAUAUUUACAUAUAUAUCGCGUGUAUUACAAAAAGGGAAUGCAUAGGGCAACAUUCUUCAUAACGUGUAGAAUAAUCUUCGUUUGGAACAGUAGAAACGUGGCUGUCAAUGAUGAUGGUAGGUGACAACUUGAGCAGCAUCGAAUUCUUGUACCGAUGUGAAAUGCUCUUGAUUGUCGGGAACACUUCCGGUUCAGUAACUAUGGCGGGGAAGAGACGUGAAUAUGGAUAUGCUUUCGAAAACCAACGCUUCGUUUGUUUCAAACGCGUUAUGCAUAUUAUAUAGUAUUAUUAUUAUUAUAGUAUAAAUGGAAAAAUUAUUUAUACGACACACAUGAACACCUCACAAUCGAUGUUUAGGAACGAACGAUGUUUUUGGAUAUUAUAAAUGCAUACGAUGAAAUGUAUAUAUUUCCGUUGCGAUGAUACAAAACGGUAACGUUCGAAUGAUUUAUCGUUACUUAAUUAAUUUACGUAACAUACACAUGCAACACGUAUAAAAAUAAAAACCUGCAUCGAUUGGUUUAAUUAUAUAAGAACGAUUCUCGUAUGCAUUGAACAAUUGCAUUUUCCUUUUUGCAUCUAUGAAAUAUCUGCCAAUUCAUACCUACGAUCAAAUAUAUGCUAAUUUGUAACGUUUGUUAAGGCAUUGUAUUUAUUUACUAUUUAUCAUACUUAUGUAUAUUUUGAUGAUGUUUAAAAUGUAGCUGUAGACACGAACGUCCGCAUAAAUAAAUAUUGCGGUAGGCCAUAAUGUGUUCAGUCUUUCACUCUUACACCUUUAUAAUAUAAAUUAU